Oryzias latipes (Japanese medaka) is the source of this 3988-nucleotide messenger RNA. RefSeq names its product protein NLRC3-like. The record is from RefSeq and is a predicted model, not a curated record. Gene Ontology annotation, molecular function: protein binding. Lineage: Eukaryota; Metazoa; Chordata; Actinopteri; Beloniformes; Adrianichthyidae.
CUCUAACCACUGCAGAGGAACAAAAAGCUGCUGCUGCUUCUUCUUCCAGAAGUUUCUUCAAUCCAUGAAUCCUGAAAGCGUGUGACGGUGGAGCAGCAGUGAGUGGAACAGGCAAGGUUGCCGGUUCAUCUGCCAGUGAUGAAGAUGAGCCACUCAGAGGGAGUAGAACCUGCAGGUUCCAGCUGCAUCUUCAUGACGUCGAUAGUCAGAGACAGACUGGAACCCUUCAAGACAGAACUCGAUCUGCCAAACCCAAAAGGUCAGACGCUCAUUCCCAGAGGCCAGUCAUCAAUAUCCAGCUGUGUGUCCAUGAAGAGUGACCUGUCCAAAGUUGACAAUCCGGACUUCAGUGCAGAAACUAAACCUUUAAGCACAAAAGGUCAGACGCUCAUUCCCAGAGGCCAGUCAUCAAUAUCCAGCUGUGUGUCCAUGAAGAGUGACCUGUCCAAAGUUGACAAUCCGGACUUCAGCGCAGAAACUAAACCGUUAAGCACAAAAGGUCAGACGCUCAUUCCCAGAGGCCAGUCUUCAACAUCCACCUGUGUGUCCACGAGGAGUGACCUGUCCAAAGUUGACAAUCCGGACUUCAGCGCAGAAACUAAACCGUUAAGCACAAAAAGUCAGCAGCUAACUCAGCCAGUCCAGCCCGUUUCCAUGAGGAGUAACUUGUCGAAAGUGGACAAUCCAGACUUCAGUGCUGAAACUGGAUCUUUGGACACAAAAGGUCAGCAGCCCACUCCCAGACGCCAGUCUUCAUCAUGUGAGUCCAUGAAGAGUGACCUGUCCAAAGUUGACAACCCAGACUUCAGCGCUGAGGCCAGAACCACAGACACCAAGCACUGCAUCACCUCGUACUGGGACCAGUCUGAUCCAUCAGGACUGUGCUCAUGUCCACAGUGUGCAGAUAGGUCCAGAAGCAGAGCUGGAACACAGACCAUCAGUAAGAACAGAACAGUUCAAGAUGUUGGUCUGCAGGAGCCUUUAGUUGAACAUCAGGUCAGUGUAAAGAGAAGAUAUGAAAAUGCAACUGAAGGAACUGGUGACACAGGAAGAGACACUCACCUCAAUAGCAUCUACACUGAGCUCUACAUCACAGAGGGACUGAGAGAAGAAGUUAAUACCCACCAUGAGGUGAAGCAGCUGGAGAGAGUCUCCAAGAUCCUUCAUGAUGUUCCAAUCAGGUGUCAGGACAUCUUCAAAGCCCUAACUGACCAACAUGGAUCCAUCAGAGUGGUUCUGACCAGCGGAGUUGCUGGAGUUGGAAAAACCUUCUCAGUGCAGAAGUUCACUCUGGACUGGGCCGAGGGCUUGGAGAACCAAGAUAUCAGUGCUGUGGUUCCUCUGUCAUUCAGGGAGAUGAACUUGAUCAGAGAUGAGCAGCACAGUCUUCUCACUCUGAUCCAACGUUUCCAUCCAACCUUCCAGAAGAUCCCAGCAGAGCAGCUGUCUGUCUGUAAACUUCUCUUCAUCUUUGAUGGUCUGGAUGAAAGCAGACUUUCUCUGGACUUCAACAACAGUCAGGUGGUGUCUGAUGUCACUCAGAAGUCAUCAAUCAAUGUUCUUCUGACAAACCUCAUCCAGGGACGUCUGCUUCCCUCAGCUCUGGUCUGGAUCACUUCCAGACCUGCAGCAGCCAAUCAGAUCCCUCCUUCAUGUGUCUCCAGGGUAACAGAAGUACGAGGCUUCACUGAUACCAGGAAGGAGGAGUACUUCAGGAGGAGAUUCACUGAUGAAGAUCUGUCCAGCAGAAUCAUCUCCCACAUCAAGGCCUCCAAGAGUCUCUUCAUCAUGUGUGAAAUCCCUGUUUUCUGCUGGAUCACUGCUGUGGUUCUAGAAAACAUGUUGACCACAGAGAAAAGAAAAGAGCUUCCCACCACUAUGACUGACAUGUACUCCCACUUCCUGAUGGUCCAGACAAAGAGGAAGAAGAACAAAUACCAGCAGGAACAUGAGGAGAAUCCACAGGAGCUGACAGAGGCUGACAUGGAAGUUCUUCUGAAGCUGGGGAGGCUGGCAUUUGAACAUCUGGAGAAAGGAAACAUCAUGUUCUACCAAGAAGACCUGCAGCAGUGUGGUCUGGAUGUCACAGAGGCUUCUUUGUACUCUGGAGUUUGUACUGAGAUCUUCAGAAGAGAGUGUGAGAUCUUCCAGAAACCAGUCUACAGCUUUGUUCAUCUGAGUGUUCAGGAGUUUCUGGCUGCAGUUUACAUGAUCCACUGUUACAACAACAAGAAGACAGAGGUGGUGGAGAACUUCCUGGACAGUCAGAUGAGAAACUCAUUUCCACAAGAAAAUUAUUUAACCAUUGAUGAGUUUUUGAGCAGAAUGUUGAGGAAAUCCCUGGAGAAUCAAACAGGCUGUCUGGAUCUAUUUGUUCGCUUCAUUCAUGGCCUCUCUGUGGAGUCCAACAACAAACUCUUAGGAGGUCUUUUGGGUCUGAAAGAGAUAAAUGCAGGAGCCAUCCAGACAGUCAUUAAUAACCUCAAAGAAAUGAAAACAUGUCACCUACAUCCUGACAGAGGCAUCAACAUCUUUCAUUGUCUGAUGGAGAUGAAGGACCCCUCAGUUAAUCAAGAGAUCCAGGAGUUCCUGAAGUCUGACAAAACGUCACAAACCAGACUCCCAGAUAUCCACUGCUUUGCUUUUGCCCACAUGCUGCAGAUGUCAGACCAGGUUCUGGAUGAAAUGGACCUAAACAAAUACAACACAUCACAUCAUGGUUACCGGAGGCUGAUUCCUGCUGUGAGAAACUGUAGAAAGUUCCGACUCAGGUCAAGGUCACUGAUGGAUAAAUUAAAAGGAUGCAACAAGCAUUUUAAUAUUGAACUCUCAGAUAUUUACUGGGAAAUUCUGGCUUCAGCUCUCAAGUCUAACCCAUCCCAUCUGAUAGAACUGGACUUAAGUGAGAACAACCUGCAGGAUUCAGCUGUGAGAACACUGUGUGCUGGACUGGAGAGUCCAAACUGCAGACUAAAGACACUGAGGUUGAGGGGCUGCAGUUUGUCAAAGACCAGCUGUGACCUUCUGGUCUCAGCGCUGAAGUCCAACCCGUCCCACCUGACAGAACUGGAUGUGAGGGAGAACAACCUGCAGGAUUCAGACCUUCAGCAGCUCUCAGAACUGGUGAAGAGUCCAAACUACAAACUGGAGACUCUGAGCUGCCUCUGAUGGUGAAUCAACUGGCAGCAGUUUGUCUGCAGAUCUUCUGACAGGAGCGUGUUACCAGAAGAAGAUGAGGAAAGAAUUGGAGGAGUCAGAGGAAGAGGAGAUGACUCCACUGUUUUGUUCACAUUUAAAUGUAAAAGUUAAAGGUUUAGGAAGAAUCAUUUUAUUUACAGCUGUGAAAUGUUACGAGACCAUUAGAGCCCUCUGGAGCUCCAUCUAAUAAACUUAUGUCAAGCUUCACCUCAUAACUUCUACAGGAAAAUGGAAUUCCCUUUAAGAUUUUUUUUAGAUGUACAUUUUUUUUAUCUUGUUUUUCUUUUUGUUAGCCUAUAUUUGUAUCCAGUUUAACUGCUUAUUUGUAAAUAAUCCCUAAGGUGAAAAGCUUUUAGAUCCGAAUCAGUUCAAUCUGUAUAUUUGAAUGAGAUCAUCCAUCCGUCUUCUGAACUCGCUAAAUGCCUUUUGGAGUCACAGGGUUGCUGGAGCCUAUCCCAGCUACUGUUGGACAAAGUCAGGGUUCACCCUGGACAGGCCCUCAGUCAGUUUAAUAGUACAAGUGACAUCACGUCUUUCAAAUUCAAGAUUCAAGAUUCAAGAUAGGUUUAUUGUCAUUUCACACACAGUAUUUGCGGGGAAGUACACGGGUGAGACGAGAUGUUGUUUCUCACUAGCAAGACAGUGCAAAAGAGAAAGAUCCUAGAAUAAAAAAAGAUGAAUAAGAAUGUAAGUGAAAUAAAUACAGAUAAAAAAGAUUAAUAUAAAAUAAAAUAGAGUACAAUAGAAUCAGCAUUCAGUGAGAAAAGUGACUAUGUGCAUAGCAGCAGUU